AUGCCAUCGCAUCUUGCCACGCCCCACUCAGUCGUGUGGUCACUGUACCUGCAAUGCUUCCUGCUUGCAAGACUCAUAGAUCCGAGCCCAUUCAAAGGGUACUGCCACAAAACAUUCUAUGAUUGUUAUUUCAAGGCAUCUUACACGAAAAUUCAGGCAAUCAAUCAAAGCGUGCAAGUCCGCAUACACACGGAUGUAUCGAUCCAAGGCCUCAUCCUGGACAUCUCGGGCAGUUCCUUUUCGGGUGGCACAUCCCGAUAUUAUGUCGAAUACACUGCCAACGGUGUGAUUUGCAAGGGCUGGAUUGGUAGUGAGGACAUUCGUACUUUAGACGCCCCAUGA
Laetiporus sulphureus 93-53 is the source of this 342-nucleotide messenger RNA. RefSeq lists its product as uncharacterized. The record is from RefSeq and is a predicted model, not a curated record. Bases 1 to 342 code for a protein of 113 amino acids. The transcript is spliced from 4 exons. NCBI's taxonomy places the organism in Eukaryota, Fungi, Basidiomycota, Agaricomycetes, Polyporales, Laetiporaceae.